Messenger RNA from Drosophila pseudoobscura, 6293 nucleotides. Its product is annotated as cytospin-A-like. The transcript is spliced from 5 exons. The record is from RefSeq and is a predicted model, not a curated record. Bases 102 to 5897 code for a protein of 1931 amino acids. Gene Ontology annotation, biological process: autophagosome assembly. NCBI's taxonomy places the organism in Eukaryota, Metazoa, Arthropoda, Insecta, Diptera, Drosophilidae. Gene Ontology annotation, cellular component: type III intermediate filament.
AUUUUAGUUUUAGUUGAGUAGGCAACACCAUAACACACAAUAAAAUUUUCAUGUAAGUUCGGAAAAUAUUGGGAAAAAUCAGUUCGAACCGUUCUUGCGACAUGGAUGAGAAUCAAGCGGGACGAAUGUUGGCCAGAGCCGCGGGAGGCGCUUUCCCUUACUCCAACAUGCGCGAGCUGUUCGUGCGACAAUUUGCGUCCAUGUCGCCACGCUCUGAGCAGGACACGUUCUUCGACUGCCAGAGCUCGAACGAGGACUGUGGGAGUCCCGGGGAGCCGGGCCACGACGCGGAGGCCAUGCGCUGUGCCCUGGAACGGACCGCCGCCAACAUCCAAAUGAUGUUGAGUAGCCUGAACGAGAUGUCCCCUCCGAGUCGACCCAUCGGCUUUACUCUGGAGAUAACCACCACCCUGGUGGUGAACGAUGACAAGCAGUCUGCGACGUGCGGCCGCGUCACUGGACAGCCGGUGACCGUUCAGAUGCCCCUGCAGUUCGAUCCGCGCACCAGACAAUUGACCUCCAGUUGCCCUGGGAAACAGCAGCACCAGGAGCACCAGCAACAGCAACAGCACCAGCAUCGACAGCAGAUUCAGGCCUCCAUAUGCGAGUGCAGAUCCAUCGGUGCGACGAAACUUGGCUCAGAUUACCCAGCUCUGACGUAUAUGCAGGACGAGUGCCGACACCAGACCUGCAACAACAACCGCACCCGCCCCCAGGAAUCUCAGACCGACCAAUCGCGCCUCCGACAGCAGAGACAGCAGAGACAGCAGUGUCCAUUGAGCUGCGCAGCAGCAGCAGGCUCCCGCAACAGGCCAUCCCAGACGGAGAUGUCGUAUCUCCGCGAACACCACAAGCCCAUGUCUAAAAGAUCCUCGGAUGCCCGAUCUGAGGGUAACCGCAGCAGCCAGGACUCGCAGACGGAAUCCUCCUACGUGAACGAUCAUUACAUACACGAACGCGAAAAGCUCAUGAAGGACAGGCCCUCACAGACCCACAUGCAACCCAUGAACAAGUUCACAUAUCCCACACAGUUUAUGCGGUGCGAUGGACUAUGCGCGGAUCUAUGCGGUUUGGCCACAUCUGAAACGGACGAAACAAUCUACCCUACUGAAAGCAAUCCUACCACCAGUCGCGGCGCAUGUCCGGCCACAACAGGAGACGUGCCAACCAGCAGCAGCAGGGCAUGCUCAUGCAGUUCGAAGGCGACAAAAGGAGACUUGCCCACAUCGGCACCCAGUCCAGCUAGCAGUCGUGGGGCCUGUUCAUGCAAUUCAAAGACCACAAUAGGGAAUCCAACCAGUCCAACCAGCAGUCGUAACGCAUGUCCAUGCAGUUCGAAGGCCUCAAAAGGAGACUUGCCAACAUCGGAUGACUACCAUACAGCGGACAGUCCAUCGAGCAGUCGCGGGGCAUGUUCAUGCGGCGGUGGAACAUCGAAAACUAAUUAUUCGCCCUGUCAAAGUACCACAAAGAACAUAGUCCGGUCGAACAGACCUUCAUCAUGUGGAUGCAGUCUUCGUCGCUGUUUGUCCAGAGCAGACAACAGGCCACCAUUUGCCAGUGAUCCGCAGCCCCUCACUUGCGAGUCUCUCCUUUGUGGCGGUCAGCACCAGAGCAAUUUGCCGGCUUGGGCACCGAAUCCGAAUGUCCAACGUACAGUCAUGUCGAAUGCGGAUACCUGCGGCGUUCAGUGGACCGCGAAUGAUGAGGAGACAGAUCCCGCCAGCAGUUGUCGUUGCCCUACUCAGAAUUCAUCCAAGGUCACGACACUUGCCACUCAAGGAAAACAUUAUUCAACUCCAGCCAGUACUUGCCCGAUUACAAGCACCAUAGAUAUGUCUCUUUCAUCCAAGGGCAUGCAGAGUGUCUCCAAUUGCGCUGAUAAAGAGGAUCCUUGCUCCAGUUCGUGUCCUGUCACGAGCGUUGAUCUGUGCGCCUCGACAGCUCUUGCAGGUGCUGCAUCAUCUAAAGGACUCAGGAGUAACGCCAUUUGUGGCACCAAAACGAGUGUAAGCUCUUGUCCGGCUACGAGUCUAUCGAAUGCUGUAGCAGAUCCUUGCCCAUCGAAGGCCGUUGCAGAUCCUUGCUCAUCGAAGAUCAGUGCAGAUCCGUGUUCAUCGAGGGCAGUGAUGGCAGAUCCUUGCUCAUCAAAGAUUAAGUCGGUUCCUUGUAUAAUAAGGGAUAUGAUGGUAGAGCGUCGUUUAUCGAAGGCCACUGUAGAUCCCUGUUCAUCGAAGGCCACUGUAGAUCCCUGUUCAUCGAAGGCCUCGGCAGAUCCCUGUUCAUCGAGGACUCUGAUGGCAGAUCCUUGCUCAUCGAGAGUUAUGGCAGAUCCUUGUUCAUCAAGGGCUAUGAUGGUACAGCCUUGUUUAUCGAAGGCUAUGGCAGAUCCUUGUUCAUCAAGAGCUAUGAUGGCAGAGCCUUGUUUAUCGAAACCUGCGAUGGUAGAGCCUUGUAUCUCGAAGGCUAUGGCAGAUCCUUGUUCAUCAAGAGCUACGAUGGCAGAGCCUUGUUUAUCGAAACCUGUGAUGGUAGAGCCUUGUUUCUCGAAGGCUAUGGCAGAUCCUUGUUCAUCAAGAGCUAUGAUGGAAGAGCCUUGUUUAUCGAAACCUGUGAUGGUAGAGCCUUGUUUAUCGAAGGCUAUGGCAGAUCCUUGUUCAUCAAGAGCUAUGAUGGCAGAGCCUUGUUUAUCGAAACCUGCGAUGGUAGAGCCUUGUUUCUCGAAGGCUAUGGCAGAUCCUUGUUCAUCAAGAGCUAUGAUGGCAGAGCCUUGUUUAUCGAAACCUAUGAUGGUAGAGCCUUGUUUAUCGAAGGCUUUGGCAGAUCCUUGUCUAUCGAAGAUCUUUGUAGAUCCCUGUCCAUCGAAGGCCUCUGCAGAUCCCUGUUCAUCGAAGGCCUCUGCAGGUCCCUGUUCAUCGAUGGCAGGUUCUUGCCCAUGGAAGGCCUCUGCAGGUUCCCGUUUAUCGAGGCCUGUUAUGGCAGAUCUUAGCUCAACGAAGACACACAUUAAUCCUUGUGAAUCCCAGGUCGUUUCAAAUCCGUGCUCAUCCAGAGGCCUAAUAGAAACUAGCGCCAUUCAUGCCUCAUGUGGCAUCCAAACCAGUUUGCUGGGUGUAAAUUCUGCCGGCAAUUUGGAGCCCAUAUUUUCAGAUGUGAGCACACAUCAACAUCAACUCCCAUCGUCGUUUGGGAUUGAUGAGCAGACCUCGGGCACCUCCCGAUCACGAUCCAUCGUGAACAAGAUCACCUGCCUGUGCUCCCCGGACCAGAAGUCCUUUAACAACGCAAAUCUCGAUAAGGCUCCUCACGAAGAAGGCCACGUCCAGUACGGGAAUGAGGAGAUGCCAGAGAACUCCGAGCAGUGCAAUGUUUGUGAGAUAUGUCCACCGCCCCACGAUCCCAUGCAGUCUCUUAGAAGCUCUGUGCGCGAUGCACCGAUUCCCAAGCCACUGCAGAUCAAGUGCCUGAAGUCCUCGUGCACAUGCAAGUCGCAGUGCAAGUCCAAUACCAAAACGAAGAGCCAACCGAGCCCUCAGUCGCAGCCCACGCAGAGGCCCAGGCGUGUGCAGCGGGAGGAUCAAGAUGACUUUCAGGACUGCGUCUCCUUCAGCUCCACCGUCAAGACGAAGAGCAGCCGCAGAUUGUCGUACAAAUCAUCGCCGAUGUUCUCCUGCCAACAGGAAGAAUCGCUGCCGAUCAUCACCAGCCUCUACAACCUGGACCAAGGGGAAAAUGCGUCGGGUCAGUGCCCCUGUGGCAUCUGUGGGCUAUCCGACAAGACCGGCUAUGGUGGGGAUGAGUCCCAAUGCAAGCACUCCAAGAUUGUUACAUCUGGGGUGAACAUUGAAAUCUGCGGGGUGUACAAAGAUGAGCCGCCAACGAAGAGCUGUAGCGAUAAAUCUGCUGACAAUACAUCCAUGGAAAUGAAGAGCUGCCGCGAACCAUCUACGGAUAAGGCUAGCGAGUCCGGUUACUAUUGCAGUCCGGACACAUCGGCCUACACAGAUUAUACGGAUGCCCCCUGCAAGGAGCUGAUUGUGGAGAGCCGCAAGGAGCGCAUCUUGGACAUGGUGCAGCAGCUGAGCGAAGCCGCCGACUGUGAUUGCAACGAGGAUCGUCCGGCCAUGAUACAGAACCUCUUCCGGGAGCUGGCCCUUUUGCUGCGCAUGGAGGAAGAGCGCGCCGUGGCGCCGCAGGACGAGGUGCAGCCACCAAAGCCCACCUUCGAGGAGUGCUGCACCGCCCAGCAAAAGUGUGACGCCCAGCAGCCCAACGAGAAUGGUAAAGAUUCGACUGACAGGCGCCGCAUCUAUUGCUUCGAACAGCUGGACGAUGCCGUGCGCCAGUGCAUCUUGCAAGAGGAACCCAAACAGCUGCCAGAGUUGGAGAUCUACGAACUCGAAACGGACACUGACUCCGAUGCAGAAGAUGCCUGUGCCAAGUCGCUGCCUCCAGCGGAAUCCACGAUAUUCAAGGAUGCAGAUGGCCAGGGGUGCGGCAUCGGCGAUGACUUUAUGGAUAUGACAAGCGAAUGCAAUCUCAUGGAACAAAUGAAGAAGAUACUGGAGGAACCCGGUCCAGAAGAGUGCGACUUGUGUGAGGAUAUAUUGCAGCAGGUUAUAGAACCCUGCCACAGCCAAGAUCAUGACAAGUUCAGCGGUUCAUGUGCCAGCAUGGGGCCAUCUAGAGUUGAGCCCUGUCCGUCUCAAGAUCCAUUUCAAUCCAAGCAGCCAUGCCCCAAAACGGAUCCAUGUCCAACGAUGGAGCCCAUUCCAAAGAUUGACCCCUGUCCCUCUCAAGAUCCAUGUCAAUCCAAGCAGCCAUGCCCCAAAACGGAUCCAUCUCCAACGAUUGCGCCCUGUCCCUCUCAAGAUCCUUGUCCACCCCAGCAGCCAAGCACCAAAUCGGCUCCAUGUCCAACGAUUGCGCCCUGUCCCUCUCAAGAUCCUUCUCCACCCCAGCAGCCAAGCCCCAAACCGGCUCCGUGUCCAACGAUUGCGCCCUGUCCAUCGACUGAGCCCUUGAAAACGGAGACCUGUGUGAACGUAGAGUCCUACAAACAGACGGAUAGCAAGCAGCAGCUCUGUGCCGGCGAUUUUGGCCAUCUCCUGCCCGACGGACAGCUCAGCCCACAGGCACGUCAGCUGUGCGAGAAGCUCCUGCGCCAGGCCCUGGUGGACUGCGGAGCCUGUGACGCCGCCAAAGGGCCAACUCUGGGACCAUCGCAGUCAGGUCCGUGCUCAGAGGCAGCAAGCAGACCAAAGGUUGAUCCGAAGGAAGGAGGAAAAUGCCAGUGCUGCCAUUGUCGUGCCCUCAGGUGCGAUAACGAAUGCCAAACAGUGUCCAAGACUCUGCGAUCGGCCAUAGCCGAUCCAGCUUGUGAAAUGAAAUGCUUUAUCGACUCCAUGAUUAUGGAUUUGGAAGUCAUGGACCAUGUGCUGUGCAACAAUAAGGCAAAGGCCAGGGAUGUGACGGCCAACUGUUCGGGCAAUGCGCCGGGUGAUAGCUUCCCCGUGACCAUCACCGCUGUCUCCAGUCUGGGCUGUACCGCGCUCUACAUCAGAUGGGAGCUGCAGGACUGUGCCGGCAUCGGCGGCUACGAGAUUUACCUGGAUGGAAAUUUAAGGAAUCGCUUUUACAGCUACCGACACCAAGCCGCUGUGGUGGCCAAUGUGGAUGUGACAAAGGGUCAUCAGAUUGUGUUGCGGGCCCAGGCACUGGGCUAUGAUUUUCCAGGAGAGGAUGUGGGUGUGGGCAACUGCAAGACCGUGGCGCGCACCAGCCAUCCGGAGAUGCUGGCCGGAGCCAAGAGACCGUGGUCGCCCAGCGUCUACUUCUACGAUCCCAGCGUGGGCGUCAGGCCAACGUCGAGCGCGAAGCGAGCUAGUCAAACAUAAAUCAGAUAUCAUAUCGGAUUGGGGAGCAGCAGUGAGCGGAAGACUCCCCACACAAUACCACAAGCAUACAAUUUUUAGCCUGUACAUAUAGGACUUACAUGAGAUUUAUAUUUUGUUCAAAGUUGAAGGGAGAAAGAUGUGUAGCGCCCCAUAGCGCUUAAGGAAUUGAUUGGACUCGAAGUGUAUUUGUAGUGCUUUAAAUAGUGCCUUAAAUUGUAACCGUAUUUAUUAAGCAGAGAGAAAGAGAGAGAGCAAUGCAUCAUUGUACAUGAAUUGAUAAUACCCUAAGAUACACACAUAUACCCUUAGGGGGCCCUUCACACGUUAGUUGACACAACACCAAAAUCAUUUUGAAUAAAAAAACCAAGAAUCUCAAUGUUAGAGAUACCAACUAAA